CUCCAGCCUUCCUAACCAUGCCCAAGAGCAAGGGAACGAGAUGACUUCUUAUCGCUGUUCUCGUUGUGAAGAGAAGAACCUUCGUUGUUUCGUGGACACUGCAACUGGCCGUUGCGCUGGUUGUAUUUCUGUAAAAGCUGAGUGUAGCUUAUUUAUUUCCGAGGAAGAGUGGGAGAAAAUUCAGCAAGAGCGUGAGCAAAAGGAGCUUGAGGUUGCUCGAGCUGAGGAGGACGCCGCGCGUCUUCGUCGUGAACUUCUGGAGGUGAAAUCUCGCGAGCGCUUGCUCGCUCGUCGCGAUCUCGCCGUUCUUGCGUUCCAAGAUCGUGCAAAAGAAAAGGCCGAGGGGAGCUCAGCCCCUGGUACGGAUCCUCUGUCAACCGGACCAUCGCUAUCCGGACCCUCGACUGACCCGGGCUGGUUACAGGCUGAUUAUUCUUCUUCUCAUGAUCCCUUGUCCCUUGACUUCUUCCUUUCUUACGAGAAUCCCAUUCUCGCUUCCGUGGAUGUUUCCGAUGGUACUCACGUACCAGUGACUUGCAGUUCGUCAGGUUUCCUUCAGGUUCCCAAGUGUUAUGGCUCUCGGGCCAUCCUUGCCACUUGACCAAGUACUUCCGCUGACUACCGAUUUUCCGCAGGUCCUUGAUUUCUUCGACCUCGUACUCGUCGUCUUCGAGCUCUAU
Molecule: messenger RNA, 680 nt
Organism: Bipolaris sorokiniana ND90Pr
Lineage: Eukaryota; Fungi; Ascomycota; Dothideomycetes; Pleosporales; Pleosporaceae
Exons: 2
Source: RefSeq, a predicted model, not a curated record